This is a messenger RNA of Cuscuta epithymum, 2181 nucleotides long. Lineage: Eukaryota; Viridiplantae; Streptophyta; Magnoliopsida; Solanales; Convolvulaceae. The record is from the annotation of a GenBank genome assembly.
ACACUUUCAUAAGAUAAGAUCGGCGCUGCCUGAAUGACAUUUUUCAACAGGAGUUCACACCCUGCCCUCAAAAAUCUAUUGUUCGAGCAAUCGAGUCCUCAAGAAUCAACCCACUUUUUAAGUUUUUAUUUCUAUUUUAGAGAUAGAAAAAAAAAUAGAAUCAAAAUCAACCCCUACACGCCUAGAAACAGCACUCUAAUUUUCCCGCUCUUUGGAGCUGCAUAUCGCCACUGUUUUCCGUUUUCUGACUUAUUUUACUGAGUAUGUUCUAACUAAUUUCUGAGGUCGCAUUUCGAAACCGGAGUUGCUAAAGCGCGGAGUUUAUUUUACUUCCAGCGUCGAUAAUGGGGGAUGCGAAGCGCUGGGACGUGACGUACACGAAGCACAUCAAGCAGAAGCGCAAAGUGUACCAAGACGGUUUUCUAGAGGUUCACUCUUCAAGCCACAAGGUUACUCUCUAUGAUGAUUGUGAGAAGGUUUUGGGUAGUAAGUUUAUGAAGAUUGAAAGUAAUGUUAAAUCAGGCGAAACACUAGCAUUUGAUUCUUUCCUUGUUGAUAUUGGUGAUCUACAUGGUGAACACAAGCCCACAGGAAAUGAAACUUCUGAGGCAAGGGAUAAGAAUAUUGAUAUGAAACCCCGGUCAUUUCACAACCCUAAAUUCAGGAAUAGCUCAGUUGUUGAGGACAGGAAGCCAUAUGUCAGGGAGAAGAAAGCAUUGACAAGUUCUCUAAGCCCAUCACAGAAACUAAUAAGAGAAUGGCAGGUCUUGUACACCACUCAAUUAACUCAAAAAGCUAAGAAAUUCCAUGAUGGUUUUUUACAAGUUUCGAUGAGUGGUUCACAAUGCAAGCAGGCCAUGCUCUAUGAUGUUGCCAAAGGACUCUUGAGUAGCAGGUUUCUGAAAGUGAGUGAAACUAUUCAGUGUGGCGAAUCAAUAACUUUUGAUGGUUUCUUAGUAGAGAUUGGAGAAUGUGAAGGAAAUCAAAAGCCUCUUCUAGACUCAAGUUUUAAAGGAAGAAAUAUUGGAGUGACACAUGAUCAAAUACACUGUCAGCGUACCUCUCCUUCUGAAUGGUAUGUCAUGUACACUUCUCAGUUAACUCAGAAAAGAAAGAAGUAUAAUAGUGGAGUUCUCAGACUCUCGUCUUGUGGUUCCUUUCAAUCUCAGGUCACCCUGCUCACAGAAGGGGGAGACAUACUAGGUCGCAGGUUCCUCAAGUCAUCUGAACAUGUGGAAACUGGAGCUACAUUAAAUCUUCCAAAUUACUUAGUUGAAGUUGGCGAAACUCACACAGUUCUAGAAGAACCUCAACAUGGCGCUUAUGCCCAUAAAGAUACUGUUUCAAUCACAAAAAGAUUCAGUUUAAACAAUAGCAAGUUCAGCAGGGGCAUCUCUGCAAACAAUUCUGCUCUUGAAAGCAAUUCAGAAACUUUGCACAGCAAAGCUCAAAAUAGAACAUCUUUGAAAGAGGGAGUGAAUUUGAACCCUAGAAACUCCAGUUUCGCAAAUUCUACCAUCGGCGCUGAAGUUUCCAAGAAGCAUGUACGUGCUGCUUGUGAAAUCUUGUGUAAUCUAAAGAAACCCAUUAUUUCGGGACAUGUUUCAAGGGAAGGUGCCUCUCCUGAUGAGAUCGAAACAAUGCAACCAUCAGAUCACAAGAGACUUCGCAAAGAAGAAGAUGAAGAAACCAUCAUUACAGAUACCACAAGCUGCAAACCUAUAGCUGUUGAAUCUACUGUUUACUUUAGAGAAAAUCUAACUGGAGAGAUACUUGGAGCAACAACAAAUGACCUACUCCCUAAUUUUUCCAAGAUGCAUCCUUCCUCCUCACAUGAAAGUUCUGUAGAAAUAGGAAUACCAGAUGGAAAAGAAGAGGAAGGGAACGUAAGAUUGGAAACAAAAAGAAAAGAAAAGUCCUUUGAAUUUGCUUUAGAGGUGAUGCAACAUUGUCAAGAGACAAAGGAGUGUGAAGUAGAACCACUCUGUCCUUCAAAAUCUCAGUCAAGUGCCCUUGAAGUGGCUGUCCUUCAUGAUACCGAAGACAAUGUUGAGCUCAACACCGGUGGAAGUAAAGACGAUGGGUUUCCAAGUUUUGAUCUCGGAUUUUGAACUCAACCAGUACAAACUAAUAAGCUUCAUUUAUAAGUGGCCAUGUGGGCCAUAACCAUUUAUAAAGUCC